This is a messenger RNA of Peromyscus eremicus (cactus mouse), 992 nucleotides long. It is a transcript of the gene Cabp4, whose product is annotated as calcium binding protein 4. Gene Ontology annotation, molecular function: calcium ion binding. Lineage: Eukaryota; Metazoa; Chordata; Mammalia; Rodentia; Cricetidae. Bases 1 to 816 code for a protein of 271 amino acids. The transcript has 6 exons. The record is from RefSeq and is a predicted model, not a curated record.
AUGGCAACAGAGCAUGGCUCACAGCUGCUUCCUGACCCCCAGAAGACCCCCGAAGGAGCUGUGUCUCCUGGGAGUGCUGCUGAAGGCUCCGCCUUGACCAGAAGAAGGAGCAAGAAGGAGAGGCGGCUGCCAGGGUCUCAGAAGGCCAGCUCUGGAAAGCAGUCCUCUGGCCAGGGCUCUGAAGCCUCAGGAAGCAGCAAGAACCCCCCAAAGACUAGAGCGGGGCAGGAUGAGCCAUCCUCAGCACCGCCUGGGCAAGCCUCUCACCGACAGUCCCACCGACAUCGUCCUGACCCCCAGCAGGACGCUGCCCAAAGGACUUAUGGGCCCCUGCUCAACCGCAUCUUUGGAAAGGAUCGUGAACUGGGCCCUGAGGAGUUGGAGGAGCUUCAGGCUGCCUUUGAGGAGUUUGACACUGACCAGGAUGGCUACAUCGGCUACCGGGAGCUGGGUGACUGCAUGCGGACGCUGGGCUACAUGCCCACGGAGAUGGAGCUCCUUGAAGUGUCACAGCAUGUGAAGAUGCGCAUGGGUGGCUUUGUGGAUUUUGAAGAGUUUGUGGAGCUGAUAAGCCCAAAGCUGAGGGAGGAGACAGCUCACAUGUUGGGUGUACGAGAGCUCCGCAUCGCCUUCCGAGAGUUUGACAAGGACAGGGAUGGACGGAUCACAGUGGCAGAGCUGCGGCAGGCAGCACCCGCUCUGCUGGGGGAGCCACUAGAGGGCACUGAGCUGGAUGAGAUGUUGCGGGAGAUGGACCUCAAUGGGGAUGGCACCAUAGACUUCGAUGAAUUUGUAAUGAUGCUAUCUACUGGCUGAGGCACCUGUAGGGACAACCUACUGGCCCUGAGGCCCAGAUACCAGCAGGAACCAGACGACCACACCCUUCCCCAGGAUGGAGAGAUCCUCCCCAACUGUAGGCUGCUUCUACCGUGGCCACACCCAACCGACUCCAGGGUCUGCCUUGCUGUCUUUUUCUCCCACUCCCAAGCCGU